AUGAGCGACACGGCCGCGCCGCCUUCAGUUCUCGACAGCAGCCCCGCCGCGACUGCCGUUGACUUGCCAGCGAAGACACCGCCGAACCCACCACCGACGACCACGACGUCGUCAUCCUCGCCCAAACCCCUUCGGCACACGCCCGCCCACAUUGAGAGCACCACCAAACUCGCGAGAAAUGUCUCCCCGGGCCUGCUGGCACGCAUGAAAUUCCUCAACCAGAUCGCCGACACCAACAACAAGAGCGCCGUCGACGUCGGCCGCAUCGAGGAGGACCGCCUGCGCCGCCUGGACGAGUUCCGCAAAGCCCGCAGCCUCGAAGUCGAGCGCCGCGGUACUGCGUGGUCCGGAAAGGCUGGUCAGGCUCCCGCCGCUGGAGAGACGCCGCUCGUGCCUCAGUCGACCGGCGAGAGCGUGCCCACGCUGGUGAUGGAGCCCGACUUUGACAGCGACCACAGCAGCGUCGUCAGCACCAGCGAUAAAGUUCUCCCCUCUGAGUCAGAAGCCGAAAUAGAGCUCGACCUGCAAAAGUACCGCCUGCCCGACGUCACCAAGUCGGAAAAAGCACUCAGCGGCACCAUUACCGCUGCUGAGCCCGAACCCGCGCCCGCACCGCCCGCCGAACCAGCACCCACAGUCGCGCCUGCCAAACCAGAACCUGUCGCGCCUGCCGACCCUGAGCCCACCGCACCUGCCGACCCUGAGCCCAUGGCCGCGCCUACUCCCCCACCCAAAGACACGCCACCCCUACCCGCCCCCGUACCCGAAGAGGAGCCAUCCGUCCUCGACGACAACAAUGGCAUCGACAUCGCGUCCUACUUCGAGAAGCGCCACUACCCCCGCGCCAACUCCAUCUACACCCUCUCCAAGGCCAGCUUCACCAACCAGAUCCAGCAGCUGACUUCGAUGAAGCUGCCGCCCACAACCAUCGCCUCCGAAAUCACCGCCCUCCCGACUUCCACCCAGGCCGGACGCGCACUCCACAAGGCAGCCAACGACAUCCGCCUAUGGAUAUCCAAGACGAAGGAGGUCCUCAGCGGCCUCGACGCCGACGAUGACGUAGAGUGGGCCGCAGCUGCCGGAAGAGAAGGCCUGGAGGAGGUGGAUGCCGCCAUCGGCAAGUUCGAAGGGCUCGUCAACGUCUACAUUAGCGCAAUAGAAGACCUGCAGUCGCGUUCCGACAUUGCGCUCCUGCCCACAAAAGACCAGACGACGCUUGUCAGCCAGAUGGAGGACAUCGUCAUGAACUGGGGCGAGAUCAAGCAGACGCUCAAGAACAUCAAGAACCAGGUCGAGGUCGCCAUGGAGUGGGAAGAGCUGUGGAACAACGUGCUUGGCGAAAUCGGCGCCGAGGUCAGAAACCUCAGUCGUCUGAUCUUUGAGAUGGAGGAGCGCAGACACCGCGUCAUCUCCGACUCAGUCGCCGAAGCCCCCGAGAAGUUUGACAUUUCCGAGCUCGAAACCGUCGUUGAGGUAAUCCCCCGGAAGCAGUCGAUAAUCAACAGCAAGCGGCUUAGUAUGCCGCCCAGUCUAUCCAUCGUCUCGCCCACCUCGCCCAUCCCGCAAAUCGAACAAGAGAAUUCGCGACUGCUAGCCCUCUUCGCCAAGCUACAGCCACUGCGUGCUUCGCUCGACUUCCUCCCUAUGCGACUCAGCGCCUUCCAGAUGCGCGCGAGCACCAUCUUUCCUUCCGCCUGUGACGAACUGGUACGGAGGAAGGAAUCGCUAGAAGAGGAAGAGGCUAAGCUCGAAGCCGAUGCUGAUGCGCUGAGGCAAGAGCUGGGCGAGGACAAAUGGGUGCACAGCUUCCGUCAAGCUCACAGCAAGGCUGCUGCCAUGUACGACUCGUGCAUGAAGAGCAUCGAAAGACUGCAGCAAGCUAUUGAGGACAGCGACGAGGAGAAGCUGGCUACGCGCAUCGCCACCUACAAAGACAAGCGAGAUCACUACCCUCCGUCUAUGAGGCGCGUGCUUGAGCUCAUCGAUAUCGAGAUGAAGCACAGGUCCACAGUCAACGGUGAGAUCCUGCGUAUCCAAAAAGACGUCCGCGCAAAGGUGGAGGACUUGGAAGACGUGACUGGAAACACGGACAUCAUCUUGAACGACUUCACCACAUCGCGAAAGCUUCGCGACUCAGUCUCCACUGUGCUAACAGAGGGCUCCUUACCACAGUCAAGCCUUGACACACCAGGCACAUCCCCCGCUUCGAGUGUCGUCAUGAGCCGUAAGAGUAGUGGACAGCGGCCUUCCAUCACUCCAGUAAGCAAGAAGCCUCGUCAGUCCAGUGUUGCGAGCUUGAAAUCGUCGGCCCCGCCCAACCGGCGAUACUCCAGCAUACCACUGGGUGCUGAGAGUGUCGCUUCUCGCAAAUCUACACUCGAGCGUUCCGCACGUUUGGACUUUACACCUUCCCGCGCCAUGGCUGGCACCGCAGCUAGUCAAGCCCGCGCGAAGACGCCGACCGAUAGGCCUGGGCCCAAGCCCCGGUGGAACUCGGACACGCACAUGCGCGAUACUGUCGUCGGACACAACUUUAAGCCCUUGACUCUGACUACGCCUUCGCCCUUCCGGAAAGACGAAUCACCCGACGGAUCGCGACUGGGCUCAGCAAGCCCAGCGCUCUGCUCGAUUGAUGCCAAGCCCAAUGAACUCCUCUCCCGUUACUCCUGCCAAGGGCAAGCUGCCGAUACGAUCAACGCCCCUGUCUUCCUCAAGUACAAGUACGCCAGCGUCUAG
Molecule: messenger RNA, 2736 nt
Organism: Alternaria ethzedia
Lineage: Eukaryota; Fungi; Ascomycota; Dothideomycetes; Pleosporales; Pleosporaceae
Exons: 2
Coding region: 1-2736 (911 amino acids)
Biological process (GO): establishment of spindle localization; nuclear migration along microtubule; mitotic spindle orientation checkpoint signaling
Cellular component (GO): spindle pole body; mating projection tip; cell cortex
Source: RefSeq, a predicted model, not a curated record